This is a messenger RNA of Helicoverpa zea (corn earworm), 15506 nucleotides long. RefSeq lists its product as uncharacterized. Gene Ontology annotation, molecular function: cysteine-type peptidase activity; cysteine-type endopeptidase inhibitor activity. The transcript has 9 exons. NCBI's taxonomy places the organism in Eukaryota, Metazoa, Arthropoda, Insecta, Lepidoptera, Noctuidae. Gene Ontology annotation, biological process: proteolysis. The record is from RefSeq and is a predicted model, not a curated record. The coding region runs from base 88 to 12669 and encodes 4193 amino acids.
AGUUCGUAUCGUUAGUAGUCUUUAUGUUAUUCACAAUCACAGUUCGCACUUUCUGUUCGACUAUGACGGCGUAUUGACGGUUGCAACAUGAAUAAUCAUAAUAAUUAUUUUGUUAUCGUUUUGUUAUUGUUUUCAUCUUGUUUGUGUGAAAUCAUUAAUCUUAGUAAUAAUCAGAGAGAAAAGUUUUUGACUGGCUUCGUGGAGCAUUAUAAUAAUUUGCCUAAUCAAAUUUACCAGUCCAAUGAGGGAAUUUUGCGGAGUGUUCAGCAAGUGGAUGACAUCACGUAUAUAAUAGUAGCCGAAAUAAAAGCUACUGAGAUACGUGAUGUUGAAGCAUUCAAGAAGUUAGAAUGUACUGCAACAGUACAAGAGUCUGGGGAUGACGAUGUCACCAUUAUCAACCAUGUGUGCCAAGAGCUGGUACCAAGUACCACUCCACAGAGCACAGAGGACUACAGGGAUACUGAGACCCAGGUGGAGGUGACAGAAGGCACUGUUACCAGUAGACAUGUGCAGCUUGAAAAUGAAGUACAGUCAGACACAGCUGUAACAUCAGGUGAACAGUUUAUAGCGAUACCUCGGGAUCAACCAAGCUCUCCUUGCGUUGGAUGCACCUCGCAUGUCAAUCCGCAGGCUCCGGGGGUCAGCGACCUCGCAGCCCUAGGAGUUAGGCAUCUCGACUUACACGAACCUUCAGUCAGUCACAGCUUGGAUACUGUUAUAGAUGUAGAAAGACAAGUUCAAGUAGUCAACGGUGUGCGGUACAUAUUAACUCUAUUGAUUAAUUCUAACAACUGUACUGAUGUACAAACCGAGAAUUGUAACUUCCCUAAAACCUGUAAGGUAACGAUUUUAGUUAAGCCCUGGAUUAAAUUACCUAACGGCCAAAACCACAGAUCUAUCUUAGCUAAUAAUUGCACAGAACCUUGGCUGUACGAUAGUGAUGGUGAGGUUUUACCUGAACCAUCUGGUGAUGAUAUACAGGUUAGGCAUCAUACAGAUGUCCAAUCCGUGCCGAAUCAAGAACGGACUCUUACUGAACAGGAAUUACUAUCUAUACAAGAACAGAUAAUUCCUAAUUCUAAAUUCAAAGUACCAACGGAACCAACUAGGAGUUUUGACGCAACAUCUAAUACUUUAGACGUAAGCAAACAACACGUUUUCAAAGUCGAAUCUAAUAAACAAACUGAAAACUCGGUCGCCGUUACUGAAUCCGAAAAAAAAGAACAACAAUCUUUUAACAUAAAUCUCGAUACAGAUAAAAAGAAAGCUAUAGAUGAUAUGUUGGAUUUUUUCGACUUUUCUGGUUUUAAACCUAAAACUGAAACUGAAGAUGUUAUCUCAAGAGUAAGAAGAAGUUACGAUGACGACCUACAAGUGCUCUCGCUUGCGAAAGAUUACCAUGGGAUUAAAAACAGCAUAGAAAAUGCACGUUUCAUGUAUGAAAUGGCGCAAGUUAUGGUUGACUACUUGAAUGAAAUGGACAUGGAGGUUAAAAACAGAGCUGUAAAAGAUGUCGUUAAAGCUGAAGAUGAGACGGAAAACCUUCAACGUUUCGUAUACAUACAAGCUCGUGUUACGAUACCAUGUGAUAAGGUUGAAUGUAGGCCUACAGAUGUCGUGACCCAAAUUUGUAACGGUGUUAUAGAUAGUACGAACGUAAAUAGUCCUCAGAUACUAAAUACGUUUUGUUACAAUGAGAACAAAGAGAGAGAUUUUAGAGAAGUCGUUAGAGAAGUACCACUUGAUGACCCUAUUCUGAAAAAUUUGGCUGAAGAAGCAUUAAAAAAAAUUGAAACCGAAUCAAAAUCAAAACAUGCCAUGAAAAUAAGCAAAAUCGUUUCAGCUAACACACAACUAACAUCAGGCACUUUGACAAAAUUUUCAGUUAUAAUUGAGAAUAUAAACUGUGAGAAAAGUGUACCACUGUUAUUACGAAUGAAUUGCACAGUUUUACAACAACCAGGCUCAAAAAUUUGCGAAGUAAUUGUUCACGAGAGACGCUGGCUUAAUGAACGAAAAAUAUCGUAUACUUGCACAGAUAGACCAGUUGAAAUGAGAAUAUCAAAAUCGACAUCAAUUACAAACAAUGUAACAGUAGAUGAUCCAAAAGUUGUUGAAAUGUUGCAAGAAGCCAUUCAAUAUUUGGAAACUCAAUCUGUCAAGAAUAACAAACAAAAGAUUGUAAAUAUUAAUUCUAUAUCAUCACAAAUAAUCGCUGGAUUUUUGACUAAAAUAGAAUUUGUCGUAGGUUAUACGAAUUGCACAGAUGAAAGUAAAACUAGAGAUAAUGCGUUUCAAAAGUGUGAAGUGCUCAAAGAUGAAGCCCUUCGUUUAUGCAAAGCCCAAAUUUGGGACAGGUCUUGGAUUAUGGAUGGAAGACAAGUUGAAGUGUCAUGUGAUGAUGUUUUGAAAAGUAAUGAAGUUCAAAGUGCAAGAAACAAAAGAUCUAUUGACUCCAUCGGAGGAUCGGUUCGACGAAGUGGAAGCAAAGACAGUCAAAUUGAUUAUAAAAAACUCGCAGAAGACGCUUUGCAGAAGUUUAUGUUAACAUCAGCCAACCGCCAACAUUAUGUAGUUUUAAAAGUUGAGAAAGUUAAGACUCAAGAUGAACCUGGAAAAUUAACUAGAUUAUUUUUUUCCAUCUCACCUACAAAUUGUUUUAUUCAACGCGAUGGGCUAUUGUCAUCGCCCAAAUGUGAUGUAACAAACCCUAAAAUUACAUUCCAUUGCAGUUCCAAAGUGUUGCUAAACGUUUGGAUUGACAAAAAUCAGUAUUUUACAGAUUGUAACAUCCAGGACAAUGAAGAGAACAGGAAUUCUGAUGAAAUAAAGGAACGGAAUCUAAGCAAAAAAUAUUAUCAACUGGCCGAGGAGUCAUUGAAAAAAUAUAUGCAAAAUACUGAACAUACUCAAAAUCAUAAAGUGGUACGACUGGAAAAAGUAACUACGCAAAUUGUUUCUGGACUACUGACAAAUAUUGACUUCAUUAUAUCCCCGAUAAACCAAGAUGGCAUUAGUAACAAAACAAUAAAAUGUCACUCUAAAAUAUUGGAAAAGCAAUGGUUAGGCAAAAAAGAUUUUAACGUGUCUUGUCAGUUGAAAUAUCAAAAGGAAAAUCAAAAGAAAAAUUUGAAGAAUCCCAAAUAUAUGCAAAUGGCUGUAGAAGCCUUAGAGAAAUAUAUUCAAAACAAACCUGAAUCUGAUCUAUUACGUGUAACUUUUGUAGAUAAGGUAGAAGAAGGCGAAGGAAAAUCAUUUAAUAUAAGAUUUAUGGCGUCCCAUAACGAAGAUGACGAUGGCGAUACACUUUGUUAUGUUCAAUUCCCCGAAACACAAAUACCUAAAAAGAAUAUGAAUGUAGAAUGCCAUUCUAUUGGCACAGUACUUAAACAAAUUCAAAUUACAGAAGAUGAUCCUAAAUUCAUCAAGUAUGUACAAUGGGCAGAAGAAUCUCUCAAUGAUUAUCUUCAAAACAUGAAUAGUUCUCAACUGUAUACAAUUGUUAGGAUAGAAAGUGUGAACGUGCUGUGGGAUGAUAGCGUUAAAACUCUUAUCAAUUUUAUAAUAUCACCAAUCGAUCUUGAGUAUAGUGCAUUACAAGGAAAAAUGUGUCAAGCCGAAAUAAAAGAACAGCCCUGGUUAAAUAAAAAAAGCAAAAACGUUAAAUGCGAACCAGAUGAAGAAUUGUAUAGGGCAAAAAGACAGGUGCCCGGAGGAAAAACAGAAAAAGAUCCCAAAGACCCCGCUUAUAUGGAGUUAGCAAAACAAUCCUUACGUAAAUAUUUAUUAGAGAACCCACGUAUCACGCAGUCCUCCGAAGUAGACCCUGUUGUUGAGAGAGUGACUACGCAAGUCGUCGCUGGCUCUAUGACUCGCAUUGACUUUCACUUCCAGGCAUCGGGUACAGACUCGCAACAAGAUCAUGUUACUAUGAAGUGCCAUGCAGAAGUCUGGGAACGAAAAUGGCUAAAUUCUAAAGAAAUUACUGUUUCAUGUUUCGAAGUCAAAGCGAAGGUACGCAGAGAUCUGUCCGGAGACAUAACAGAACAGGAUCCCAAAAAUCCUCAUUACAUGGAUUUAGCAGAACAAUCUCUGCGUAAAUAUUUAUUAGACAACCCACAAGGCACCCCGGCCCUCGAAGUAGCUCUGGUAGAAAAAGUUACUACGCAGGGCAAGUCCGGUUCCCUGACUCGUAUUGAUUUUCUCGUUUUGAGUAGAAAUGAUCCUAUUACAAUGUUCUGUAAUUCUGAGGUUUCGGAACAACCUUCACUUAAUAAAGUAGAUAUUAAAGUGUCGUGUCCCAAAAUCUUCAAGACGUCACUAGCCGGUGGUCUAACGUUACAAGAUCCAUCGAAACCCGAGUAUAAAUUGCUGGCGGUGGAGUCCUUGCAAAAAUAUGUUCGGGAAAGUGAAUAUACUGAUGUUUACGAAGUGACAAGUGUCGACAAGGUGACUUCACAAGUCGUAGCCGGCUCGCUGACCCGCAUCAAUUUUCAAGCAACCAGUAGCCAAACCGGUAAAGCAAUGAAGUGUCACUCAGCGAUUGUGGAGCAACCGUGGCUAAACGUAAAAAAUGUCAAUGUUUCUUGUUACAAAGCCGACCAGAGACAACGCAGAAGUUUGCCCGGAGGAGAAACAGAAAACGAUCCCAAAGACCCUGCUUAUAUGGAGUUAGCAAAACAAUCCUUACGUAAAUAUUUAUUAGAGAACCCACGUAUCACGCAGUCCUCCGAAGUAGACCCUGUUGUUGAGAGAGUGACUACGCAAGUCGUCGCUGGCUCUAUGACUCGCAUUGACUUUCACUUCCAGGCAUCGGGUACAGACUCGCAACAAGAUCAUGUUACUAUGAAGUGCCAUGCAGAAGUCUGGGAACGAAAAUGGCUAAAUUCUAAAGAAAUUACUGUUUCAUGUUUCGAAGUCAAAGCGAAGAUACGCAGAGAUCUGUCCGGAGACAUAACAGAACAGGAUCCCAAAAACCCUCAUUACAUGGAUUUAGCAGAACAAUCUCUGCGUAAAUAUUUAUUAGACAACCCACAAGGCACCCCGGCCCUCGAAGUAGCUCUGGUAGAAAAAGUUACUACGCAGGGCAAGUCCGGUUCCCUGACUCGUAUUGAUUUUCUCGUUUUGAGUAGAAAUGAUCCUAUUACAAUGUUCUGUAAUUCUGAGGUUUCGGAACAACCUUCGCUUAAUAAAGUGGAUAUUAAAGUGUCGUGUCCCAAAAUCUUCAAGACGUCACUAGCCGGUGGUCUAACGUUACAAGAUCCAUCGAAACCCGAGUAUAAAUUGCUGGCGGUGGAGUCCUUGCAAAAAUAUGUUCGGGAAAGCGAAUAUACUGAUGUUUACGAAGUGACAAGUGUCGACAAGGUGACUUCGCAAGUCGUAGCCGGCUCGCUGACCCGCAUCAAUUUUCAAGCAACCAGUAGCCAAACCGGUAAAGCAAUGAAGUGUCACUCAGCGAUUGUGGAGCAACCGUGGCUAAACGUAAAAAAUGUCAAUGUUUCUUGUUACAAAGCCGACCAGAGACAACGCAGAAGUUUGCCCGGAGGAGAAACAGAAAACGAUCCCAAAGACCCUGCUUAUAUGGAGUUAGCAAAACAAUCCUUACGUAAAUAUUUAUUAGAGAACCCACGUAUCACGCAGUCCUCCGAAGUAGACCCUGUUGUUGAGAGAGUGACUACUCAAGUCGUCGCUGGCUCUAUGACUCGCAUUGACUUUCACUUCCAGGCAUCGGGUACAGACUCGCAACAAGAUCAUGUUACUAUGAAGUGCCAUGCAGAAGUCUGGGAACGAAAAUGGCUAAAUUCUAAAGAAAUUACUGUUUCAUGUUUCGAAGUCAAAGCGAAGAUACGCAGAGAUCUGUCCGGAGACAUAACAGAACAGGAUCCCAAAGACCCUCAUUACAUGGAUUUAGCAGAACAAUCUCUGCGUAAAUAUUUAUUAGACAACCCACAAGGCACCCCGGCCCUCGAAGUAGCUCUGGUAGAAAAAGUUACUACGCAGGGCAAGUCCGGUUCCCUGACUCGUAUUGAUUUUCUCGUUUUGAGUAGAAAUGAUCCUAUUACAAUGUUCUGUAAUUCUGAGGUUUCGGAACAACCUUCGCUUAAUAAAGUGGAUAUUAAAGUGUCGUGUCCCAAAAUCUUCAAGACGUCACUAGCCGGUGGUAUAACGUUACAAGAUCCAUCGAAACCCGAGUAUAAAUUGCAGGCGGUGGAGUCCUUGCAAAAAUAUGUUCGGGAAAGCGAAUAUACUGAUGUUUACGAAGUGACAAGUGUCGACAAGGUGACUUCGCAAGUCGUAGCCGGCUCGCUGACCCGCAUCAAUUUUCAAGCAACCAGUAGCCAAACCGGUAAAGCAAUGAAGUGUCACUCAGCGAUUGUGGAGCAACCGUGGCUAAACGUAAAAAAUGUCAAUGUUUCUUGUUAUAAAGCCGACCAGAGACAACGCAGAAGUUUGCCCGGAGGAGAAACAGAAAAAGAUCCCAAAGACCCUGCCUAUAUGGAGUUAGCAAAACAAUCCUUACGUAAAUAUUUAUUAGAGAACCCACGUAUCACGCAGUCCUCCGAAGUAGACCCUGUUGUUGAGAGAGUGACUACUCAAGUCGUCGCUGGCUCUAUGACUCGCAUUGACUUUCACUUCCAGGCAUCGGGUACAGACUCGCAACAAGAUCAUGCUACUAUGAAGUGCCAUGCAGAAGUCUGGGAACGAAAAUGGCUAAAUUCUAAAGAAAUUACUGUUUCAUGUUUCGAAGUCAAAGCGAAGGUACGCAGAGAUCUGUCCGGAGACAUAACAGAACAGGAUCCCAAAGACCCUCAUUACAUGGAUUUAGCAGAACAAUCUCUGCGUAAAUAUUUAUUAGACAACCCACAAGACACCCCGGCACUCGAAGUAGCUCUGGUAGAAAAAGUUACUACGCAGGGCAAGUCCGGUUCCCUGACUCGUAUUGAUUUUCUCGUUUUGAGUAGAAAUGAUCCUAUUACAAUGUUCUGUAAUUCUGAGGUUUCGGAACAACCUUCGCUUAAUAAAGUGGAUAUUAAAGUGUCGUGUCCCAAAAUCUUCAAGACGUCACUAGCCGGUGGUCUAACGUUACAAGAUCCAUCGAAACCCGAGUAUAAAUUGCUGGCGGUGGAGUCCUUGCAAAAAUAUGUUCGGGAAAGCGAAUAUAAUGAUGUUUACGAAGUGACAAGUGUCGACAAGGUGACUUCGCAAGUCGUAGCCGGCUCGCUGACCCGCAUCAAUUUUCUAGCAACCAGUAGCCAAACCGGUAAAGCAAUGAAGUGUCACUCAGCGAUUGUGGAGCAACCGUGGCUAAACGUAAAAAAUGUCAAUGUUUCUUGUUACAAAGCCGACCAGAGACAACGCAGAAGUUUGCCCGGAGGAGAAACAGAAAACGAUCCCAAAGACCCUGCUUAUAUGGAGUUAGCAAAACAAUCCUUACGUAAAUAUUUAUUAGAGAACCCACGUAUCACGCAGUCCUCCGAAGUAGACCCUGUUGUUGAGAGAGUGACUACUCAAGUCGUCGCUGGCUCUAUGACUCGCAUUGACUUUCACUUCCAGGCAUCGGGUACAGACUCGCAACAAGAUCAUGUUACUAUGAAGUGCCAUGCAGAAGUCUGGGAACGAAAAUGGCUAAAUUCUAAAGAAAUUACUGUUUCAUGUUUCGAAGUCAAAGCGAAGAUACGCAGAGAUCUGUUCGGAGACAUAACAGAACAGGAUCCCAAAGACCCUCAUUACAUGGAUUUAGCAGAACAAUCUCUGCGUAAAUAUUUAUUAGACAACCCACAAGGCACCCCGGCCCUCGAAGUAGCUCUGGUAGAAAAAGUUACUACGCAGGGCAAGUCCGGUUCCCUGACUCGUAUUGAUUUUCUCGUUUUGAGUAGAAAUGAUCCUAUUACAAUGUUCUGUAAUUCUGAGAUUUCGGAACAACCUUCGCUUAAUAAAGUGGAUAUUAAAGUGUCGUGUCCCAAAAUCUUCAAGACGUCACUAGCCGGUGGUCUAACGUUACAAGAUCCAUCGAAACCCGAGUAUAAAUUGCUGGCGGUGGAGUCCUUGCAAAAAUAUGUUCGGGAAAGCGAAUAUACUGAUGUUUACGAAGUGACAAGUGUCGACAAGGUGACUUCGCAAGUCGUAGCCGGCUCGCUGACCCGCAUCAAUUUUCAAGCAACCAGUAGCCAAACCGGUAAAGCAAUGAAGUGUCACUCAGCGAUUGUGGAGCAACCGUGGCUAAACGUAAAAAAUGUCAAUGUUUCUUGUUAUAAAGCCGACCAGAGACAACGCAGAAGUUUGCCCGGAGGAGAAACAGAAAAAGAUCCCAAAGACCCUGCCUAUAUGGAGUUAGCAAAACAAUCCUUACGUAAAUAUUUAUUAGAGAACCCACGUAUCACGCAGUCCUCCGAAGUAGACCCUGUUGUUGAGAGAGUGACUACUCAAGUCGUCGCUGGCUCUAUGACUCGCAUUGACUUUCACUUCCAGGCAUCGGGUACAGACUCGCAACAAGAUCAUGCUACUAUGAAGUGCCAUGCAGAAGUCUGGGAACGAAAAUGGCUAAAUUCUAAAGAAAUUACUGUUUCAUGUUUCGAAGUCAAAGCGAAGGUACGCAGAGAUCUGUCCGGAGACAUAACAGAACAGGAUCCCAAAGACCCUCAUUACAUGGAUUUAGCAGAACAAUCUCUGCGUAAAUAUUUAUUAGACAACCCACAAGACACCCCGGCACUCGAAGUAGCUCUGGUAGAAAAAGUUACUACGCAGGGCAAGUCCGGUUCCCUGACUCGUAUUGAUUUUCUCGUUUUGAGUAGAAAUGAUCCUAUUACAAUGUUCUGUAAUUCUGAGGUUUCGGAACAACCUUCGCUUAAUAAAGUGGAUAUUAAAGUGUCGUGUCCCAAAAUCUUCAAGACGUCACUAGCCGGUGGUCUAACGUUACAAGAUCCAUCGAAACCCGAGUAUAAAUUGCUGGCGGUGGAGUCCUUGCAAAAAUAUGUUCGGGAAAGCGAAUAUAAUGAUGUUUACGAAGUGACAAGUGUCGACAAGGUGACUUCGCAAGUCGUAGCCGGCUCGCUGACCCGCAUCAAUUUUCUAGCAACCAGUAGCCAAACCGGUAAAGCAAUGAAGUGUCACUCAGCGAUUGUGGAGCAACCGUGGCUAAACGUAAAAAAUGUCAAUGUUUCUUGUUACAAAGCCGACCAGAGACAACGCAGAAGUUUUCCCGGAGGAGAAACAGAAAAAGAUCCCAAAGACCCUGCUUAUAUGGAGUUAGCAAAACAAUCCUUACGUAAAUAUUUAUUAGAGAACCCACGUAUCACGCAGUCCUCCGAAGUAGAUCCUGUUGUUGAGAGAGUGACUACGCAAGUCGUCGCUGGCUCUAUGACUCGCAUUGACUUUCACUUCCAGGCAUCGGGUACAGACUCGCAACAAGAUCAUGUUACUAUAAAGUGCCAUGCAGAAGUUUGGGAACGACCCUGGCUUGAGCCAAAAGCAGAAUUUAGAGUGUCUUGUGCCAAUGCUGAUAAAAGAGUUAAAAGACAUUUGAAAGUUCCGAGUCAUUCAAUGAAACACAAUUCCGUUGCUCUUAAUUAUGAAGUACUAGAUGAUGAAAAAAAUGGUAAUCAGAAAGAAAGAGACCACGUUAAUUCUUUACGAGGGCAUACAGAAGAAGUGAAAGAUCCAAGUCAACCUGAAUAUAAAAUCCUUGCUGAAGAAGCUUUGCGUAAAUAUGAGCUAAAAAGUACCGUCUAUCAUAAAGUUGUUGAAGUAAAACGCGUUGUUACUCGUGUGGUGUCUGGUUUAAAGUAUAACAUAAAUUUCAAUGCUGCACCUACCACAUGCUUAUUAAAUGUCACCAGCGCGCGUGCGCGCAGCUGUAAACCUGUUGCUGAUGUAAUUCUGUACUGUCACACUGAAAUUUGGGAUAGGCCAUGGCUAAAACGUAAGAAGAUUGACGUAAAUUGUUAUGCUGAUGAUUCUGAGGACUCUGACAUUGAUUUAUCAUCAAAACCGGCCAAUGCUAAUAAUAACAGUAGUGAAAUAUACCUUAAAUUGGCGGAAGAGGCUUCAGAAAAAUACCUGACGACUUCAAACAGGAAAUACGUUCACAAAGUUACAGAAAUUCUCAGCGUCAGUGAACAAGUCACCAACGGAUCAUUAAUAAUUAUUGUUUUCUCACUUUCACCUACAACAUGUUUAAGAAAUGAUACUACAAAAAAAUCGUGUAACUUAAAGCAACCAUUAGUUGUCUUUCACUGCAGUGCAGAAAUACGGAAUAGCUCUUCGUUAGAACAUGAAAAAGAAAUCGAAGUAACUUGUAAAAAACGUAGUGAAGAGAAAAACAAAAAGGAGAAGCGCGAUAUUGGCACUAGACAUACAAGACAAACUGGUGAUGAUGAUGAUGAAAUAGAUGAAGAAACUACAUUCUAUUACGCCGAUCGCGCUAUUCAGCAUAUGAAUGAUAAUUCGAAUUCAAAUAAUUUACACAAAUUGAUAUCUAUACACGGUGUCCAAAGUGGUAUACAAAUGGGAACAGUAACCGUACAAAUGUAUCUUGAAGUCGCUGAAACUUUUUGUUUACGGCAUAAUAGGAGGACAGAUCUCAAGAACUGUGAAGAAAUGAACGGUUUAAAUCACAGAUUGUGUCUGGCUAGACUGUGGCCGUCUCCUGACGAUGAGCUGGUGGUAAGACACGUUACCGUAGUUUGUGACGACGAUGAAAACUUCGAAUCAAUUACCGGUGUGAACAUACCCGAACUCCUGAAGAUGUCCAUUGCAGCCCUUGAGAGGCCUCCUGAAGCUAAAUAUAAAUUGGUUCAUCAGGGCGAGCCACAAGUCAUACCUUCGCUUGAUUCAAAAUUUCCGUUUAAACUUAAUUUCGUUGUUGCCACUACGAACUGUUCCAAAGACGUCAAUCUGGACACAAAUCCCUUCCAAUGUUAUAUUAACACAGAGAUACCAGCGAAGUCCUGUCAUUCCUUUAUUUGGCUUGAGACAGCAACUAAAUACAUACGUUACAUCAGCGCUAAAUGUACGCCACUAAACCGUGUCAGGAGGUCUUCUCUGGAUUUGGCUAAUAUGACUAUAGACAAUUCAGACAUCCAAAGGAUGGUACAAGCAUCGCUGGAAAAGUUAGAAAUGACAUCUUUACAUCGGUACAAGCAAAGAGUUCUACAGAUUAACAGUUACUCCACUAAGAUCACUUCUGGGAAAGUUACUACUAUUGAUUUUGAUGUUGGAUACACUUCUUGUUUGAAAUAUGAAUGGGUUGCAAACAUAACUAGUUGUGAUUUCCUUGAGCAUUUACCGCGUAGGCGUUGUGUUGCUCAAAUAUGGGAGAGGCUUUGGAUCAAUAACGGACAGAAUAUUGAUGUCAGUUGUGUAGACGACGAGACACCCCUGGAAGCUCAUAUCGAAUUCGAGAGUGCCGAAAUGGCUAAUGAGUUAGCAAGAGAGGCUUUAAAACAUAUUGAGGCAAAGUAUCCUCAUCCGAACAAACAGAAGGUAGUAAGGAUAUUUUCAUUAGAGAAGCAGGUAGUGGCAGGUAUUCACUACAAAAUGAAAAUUGAAGUCGGUUUCACGGAUUGUGUGGCAUUGAGUGACCAGACCGACUGCAAGUUGCUCAAGGAUCAGAUAAUGAAUAGGUUCUGCCGUGUCAACGUGUGGGUACGACCGUGGACUGAUCAUCCUCCCAAUUUCCGAGUAUCGUGCGAUUUCCAAGAGGCCACUACUUAUGACUUGUACCACCACGUGCAAGCCGAACAUUUGUUUUAUAACUUUUUGACCACAUACAACCCUAGUUAUGUAAACGACUACUCUCAAAUGCAGAAACGGUUUGAGAUAUUUAAGCAGAAUAUAAAAAAAAUACACGAAUUAAACGUUCAUGAGAAGGGUACUGCUACAUAUGGGGUGACGAGGUUCGCGGAUUUAUCUUAUGAUGAGUUCAGGAGUACAUACAUGGGAUUGAAAACGAAUUUGACAAAUGAGAACCAGGUUCCAAUGAAGAUGGCUGAUAUUCCGGACAUUAAGGUGCCCGUGAACUUCGACUGGCGGGAAUUCGACGCUGUGACCGACGUGAAGGACCAGGGCUCCUGCGGCAGCUGCUGGGCGUUCAGUGUUACAGGAAAUAUCGAGGGUCAGUGGAAGAUGCAGUCGGGGAAAUUGGUCUCGCUGUCGGAACAGGAGCUGGUGGAUUGUGACAAAAUGGAUGACGGCUGCAAUGGAGGAUUGCCAGAUAAUGCUUAUAGGGCCAUAGAACAGAUGGGUGGCUUGGAACUGGAGAGCGACUACCCGUACGAGGGUGUGGACGAGAAGUGCAUGUUCAACAAGACCUUGGCGAAAGUCCAGAUCAGCGGCGCCGUCAACAUUACGAAGAACGAGACUGGAAUGGCCCAGUGGCUUGUGCAUAAUGGACCUAUUUCUAUUGGUAUAAACGCCAACGCUAUGCAGUUCUACAUGGGAGGCAUCUCCCACCCCUGGAAGAUGUUGUGUAACCCUACCAACUUGGACCAUGGUGUUCUCAUUGUAGGAUAUGGCAUUAAAGAUUACCCGCUCUUCCACAAGAAAUUGCCUUACUGGAUAGUGAAGAACUCCUGGGGCAAGUCCUGGGGUGAACAAGGGUACUACAGAGUCUACCGAGGAGAUGGCACCUGUGGAGUCAAUCAGAUGGCAAGCAGCGCUGUUAUAUAGACCUUGGUAUGCACACGGUAAAUUUAACCUUAUUGCUAGAUGCCGAGCGAGGAUUUUCCAACGAUAUGAAUUGAUGUACUUAUUUAUGAAAAAAAAAAAAAGAAAAAUUGAAUGUCAGCUAUUUUGAAGUGGUGUUUGAUUUUGACCGUUAAGUCAAUGGUAUAAAGUCUUCCUGAUAAAAUAAUCUCGCUCGGUAUCUACUAAAGGUACACUUUGGAGACUGGUGCUAGUCCCGUGCCACACACUGCUGCCGCAUACUUUAGAAAUGGUUUCACACAUUCGCAUACUGUUGUUGCAUAGCUCGCUUGCCGCUGCUGCGAGCCGCCUGAGUCCGAAGUGUACCUUUAGAAAAGCAUAAAUCACUAAAGUAUUGUAGUUUUGCUAGAAAAAACAAUUUGCAGGCGUAAUUAAACAUUUGAGAUUGUUGUUUUUGACAACAUUUUGACGUUCAUCAGUCCAUCUAUAAAACUUAGAAACAAUAAGAUAGGUUGUAUCCGUCAUUGGGCGUUAAUAUCUUAAAAAAAAAGAACUUGGUAGUUCAUUCAUUAUUUAUUGUUAGGCAUAAGUUAGGUAUAAGUUUUAAUAUGUCUAAAUAUAUUUGCUUGUCUGUGUUGUAUUUCUGUGCCAAGUUUCAAUAAAAUCUAUUCAACAUUUGACAAUCGUUUACUAUCAAAAUUGGGUUGUGAAUAUUAGAAAAAAAAAAUUGGAAAACUAGCCUUACAGACUUACUAGAGACUUCUUUAUUUUAAUGCCAUGUUUGUUAUUAAUGUCUCUAAACUUAAAUAAAUAUAGUUUGUUUCCAUCCAUUUAUUUGUUCAUAACUCAGUCAGUGGUCAAUAAAUUGUGAAUACAUAUUCUUAUCUCACAAGUAAUUAAUAUGCAUAUUAAGGUAUUUAUUUUUCCUUAUGCUUACAUAAUACCAAUUUUCCUUGACUAUAAGCCAAUGCUUGAGUCGAAUAAACCGUGAAAUCUUGUAAAAUUGAUUAAACGUUAUUCUCUUGGAAAACAUGUUAAAUAUUUUUCUGUAAUGUCACACUUACGUCCGCAUCUAAUCAUUUAGUUUCAAUUAUAUAAAUUUCAAUUCGAAAAUUAACUAAAAGACGGAAUCAUUACUUUUUUUCAUUCACCAUGUCUAUUAAUUACUUUAUCAUUUAAAUAAUUUUAUGACAAUUUUAAUUUGAAGUAAAUAUUGAGUACUCACAUAUUUGGAACAAUAUUUUAUUGGUCUUGAUAUUUUUCUUAUGAAAAUAUGAUAAUACUGGAGGCCUUUAAUUUUCUUGUGAUAUAUUGAAAAAGUGACAACAUGAACCCCAAUCGCUUAUUACAUAAAAGCAAUAUUUAUAUAAUAUAUAACAUAGGUUUAGGAAUUGUCAUGUCAAUGUGGGUACAACUAUUUUGCAGUUCAUUAACAAUGCCAAGGAAAACCGACCACGAGAAUUCACCUUGAAUUGGUUACAUAUAUCAAAUUAAUGUUUAUUAUGUUAGGUAUUAUCUUCCUUAUGUAAAAAAGACAAGUAAAUAUGAACCUAGAAAUAAUGUAAACAUAAUUAUAGGAUAUAAAUUAUAUGAUGUAUUUGCCUAUGUUAAUAGUUAUGUAUUACUAUUAAUUUCAUUACACACACAUUCUAUUUUAUUUUUAUUUAUGGCAAUCCGUGUCGAUGUCAAUGUCGACGAUUCUGCCAAUGACAAGUGAAGUGAGAAGCACGUUAUUACCAGUUUUCUAUUUGACGUUUGAAAAUAGUAUGAUGAGAAGAAUAAUCCCUUUUGACAGUCCGGUAGUUAAAAAUAUAUUAGUUGCUCUAACAUUUUUGAAUCUCUUAUUAUGAAUCUCCUUGGCUUAUUCUGUCUUUUUCAUUUUAAUUAUAAAUUUUGAUGUAUUGAUAUUUUUCUAUUAUUUUUAGCUAUUAACUAACAAACUACAUAAUAAUAUGGACUUUGUUGCAUUGUUACUAAUCAAGAGACUACUUAGAAGAGAUUAAGAAAUAACAAUAUAUACUCGAUGGCUCACUAAUAAAAUAGGAACUUUAGAUUUCACACUUAUAAUAAUUACUCAUUCUAUUGUGGCAAGCAUAAAUAACUACUCAAUAUAAUAAUGUACUUAUAUGCAUAUAUUUUCAACAUCUAUCUUUGUCAAUCAUUUCUCGUUGACAAGACUUACUUAACUAUAAAUAUAAAUAACAAUAUCUACUUAAUAUGUAAAUCAAUAAAGUGCCUUGAAAAUAUCUGACUCCAGUAAAAUGCAAAGAUAAGAAGGAAGUGCGCGACUGCAGAGGCAGAGGGCAUUCUAAGAAACACAUCUUUGUCUAACGGCUUUUCCCAAUUAUCUGUCUAUCUGUGGAUUUCUCCAGUAAGCAAAAUAACUGAUAUAUAGAAUAUUGAGAACGGCUGUUAAAGGAACAGCCAAUCACGAGCCACAACUUGACAAAGACAGAGCGGUGGUUUAGAAUGCCCUCUCUAUCAGCCUUCUAUCGCAUUUUCAGCGCAGUCGCCCACUCUAUUCUAAUACAUCUAUGGUAAAAGGUUAACAUACAUAGUUUUUAUAUAUGUACAUUUAUUGCAUUUCAUGAUAACGCAAGGAAUUCUUUUUAUAUCGGCUUUUACAUAUUACUACAUUUUAUAAUAAAAUAAGGCUUGUAAAUUGUUAUAGUUUUAUCAUUGUUGUUAGUAAUUUUGUUCUCAUUUUAAUAUUAUGUUCGCAAAUACCAAUGUUUGUUGAUGAUUUUAUUCUAAAAAUGCAUAAAACACGUCACCUAGGUAUUAAGUGAAAUAUUUUGAUAAAUUCACAUUUGCAAACGAAUUUGAUACUUGUGUUUAUUGCAAUAAAGAUAUUUUAUGAA